Messenger RNA from Biomphalaria glabrata, 4263 nucleotides. RefSeq lists its product as uncharacterized. The record is from RefSeq and is a predicted model, not a curated record. Bases 244 to 2241 code for a protein of 665 amino acids. The transcript is spliced from 11 exons. Gene Ontology annotation, molecular function: protein binding. Lineage: Eukaryota; Metazoa; Mollusca; Gastropoda; Planorbidae.
AAUACCCAAAUUUAGGGAAAAAAACACCAAGCUGCGGAAACUCUGCCCUACACUGGCCUACAGCUAUUAUGCGAAUUUUUAUUAUUUAUAUUCAUCUGAAAACAUUAGAUCUUGACAAAUGGACGUUUUUAGUUUGGUUUUUCAACUGAUCAAUGUAAUUCUAAGACUUCUGUAAAUAAUUAUCAAGAUUUUUUUUUGAAUGAGUUUAGAAACUAAGUUAAGUCUAAGUUUUGUUUUGAAAACAUGGAGCAAGCUGACUUAGAAGAUGUUGGAGAGCCUUUGAAAAUGCCCCUUCAAGAACCUCAUUGUGCAACACCUACAGCAUUUCAUGAAGGUGUGCACAUACACAAAACAUAUACUUUGAAUGACAUGCCAGAGGAAAUAUUGGAGCAUAUUCUUGGAUUUCUUUCACCAUAUUGUGAUAUGGAUGCUGCUAGACUCGUGUCCAAACAAUGGCACAGGGUCAUUCAGUCCGUUGUGAUUCAGCGUAAAAGACGUUUUUAUCAAAAGUUAAUGUGUGGCGAGAUCAACUGGGCCAUGGUGUCAAAAGAUAACAUUUGCAACAAACGUCAGGAAAGAUCCUAUGUUAGUUGUAUUAGUGAAAGACACUCCCACAGUGCAGUCUAUUUUGAAGGUUCCAUGUACAUAUUUGGUGGCUGUACUUCAACUAACACAACAUUCAAUGAUCUUUGGAAGUUUGAUCUGACCACCAGGCAGUGGAUUCGACCAGUGGCUAUGGGCACAUAUCCUUCUCCCAAAGCUUGCGCUACUAUGGUUGUGUACAGAGGUAACCUUGUGUUGUUUGGUGGAUGGAGUCAUCCUAUUCCUUAUCCUAAUCCACAUCAAUCAGCCCAUUACUUUUCUGAGCUCCAUGUUUACAGUCCAGCUACAAACCGGUGGUCACAUAUUCUGUCUAUUGGUCAAGAACCUGAACCUUUGGGUGGUCACUCAGCCUCUGUUGCUGGUCACUUAAUGGUCAUCUUUGGUGGAUCUCCAAGAACUGGUCUGGGGACAAACAAUAUCUGGGUGUUUAACUUUCAAAAGUUGACAUGGAAACUUCAGCCUGUGUUGGGAGAUGUCAAACCUGAACCAAGAUAUGGACAGUAUCAAACAACUAUGGAUGACAGCCAUAUCCUUAUAAUGGGAGGAUCAGGUGGACAGAAUAGGGUCGUUUACAAUGAUGUUUGGCUUUUAACAUUACAUUCCACUGAGCCAUGGUUCUGGACCAAAAUUACAGUGGAUCAUCCUGAACUAGCUGCUCCUCAUUCAUGGUGCCAUGCUGCCUGCAGGGUCAACCAAGUCAUUGUUGUAGUUGCCAAGGCCAACAAGCUCAGGCAGACCCGCAACAUCAGACGCAAAGUUGGUACUUCACCUCAGUUGCUGUCUGAAGGAUGUAGCACUUCUCUGGGAGCACAAGUUGUAGACCAACAGGUCGCUCCUCAGGACAGAUUAAAGUGUCAGGAUGACUGUGCAGAUCAUGUGCAGCACUCACACCAGGACAGUGUCAAUAGCUUGAGUCAAGGAGUCAGUUCACAAGGUACAUCCAGUAAUGAGGAAGAGAAAAGAAAUAAUUUCCCUAAUAAAAACUUGCUCGAGCUACAACAAAAACUCCAUCGAGAAUGUGCCAACCUCUCGGACCCAAGUGACCAUCAUCACAGUGCUUAUUGCUGUGAUGAGCCAGAAGGAAGUUUUCAUCGACUGAACAGCAGAUGGGGCAAUAAUUCCCAGGGCCAAGCUUCUCAUCAACAUCAGCAACUGACUGACCAACCACAGCAAGGAAGCUUUCACCGAGGAAACCCUCGUCUAAGAGGAACCGGCCACAUGCCCUCUAUUCGUCCCAACGCGACAUGCAAUAGACAAAAGCAGCUGGAGGCUUUACAGAGGCAAGAAGAAAUUCUCCGUAAUAAGUCUCGUGCAUUAGCUGCAGCUAGAAACAAACUGCCUGGAGCCUCUGCUAGCAGCAGUUUGGAGUUAGAUGAAACUCUUCCGGAUAUUAUUACAAGCAAAAACAAAAUGGAUGUCCAUGUUCUAGACCUUAGUCGCUUGAUGAGUGAACAGACUGUGGAAUGGAAGCCCCUCAGCUCCCUACAACCAGUGGGGGCUCCAACAGAGACUGUUUGUUUUAGUUUACUUGAAGGCAGAUCAGAACUUUUGCUGUUUGGAGGUGUAGCUAGAGACAUGAAACAUCCACCGUCCUCAAAUACAGCUAUUAACAAACUGUAUAUCUUACAUGCUAAUUAGUCAAUAUCUUGCAUGUUUAUUAGAUAUGUUAACCCAAUAGCUCCUAUUUCCGGUUCAAAAAAACCCCCUUCAAAGUCCUAAGCAAGGAGGGAUAACUCCGUAUUUAAAAAAUCCUAAAAAAUAUGUAUUUUGCAAAAAAAUAAUCAAAUUGAAGAUCUAAUACAAAUAAACAAACAAAUAACUUUAAAAAAUAGAACUAUAUGUCUAGUUUUAAAAAAAUAUAUACGUUUAAUACCACUAGAAUAUAAAAAACUUCAAAAAUAGUCAUUUUCCCACGUGGGGGCUUAUACAUUGGGGCUAUGGGCCUGUUCGUUUGAAAAAUUAUUUAAAAAAUAAAAACCUUUCCGAUUUUAUUAAAAAUAGAAUCGGUAAUCUCCAAAAUUAUUUGUAAUCACGCUUGCUACGAGACUAGAAGAAAUCUUCUUUUUAAAAAGUUUAAAUCAAGUAUAUUGAAUAGGGGGUUUUAGAAACGUUUUACAACGGUUUAGGACAAAAACGGGAAAACGUUUCCAACUGCAGAAGGAGCUAAUGGGUUAAAAGCUUGUGCCGUUAAAAUGUAUGUGUCACAUAUUUAUUUCCAGUCUGGUCGUGUGUUGUGAUCUGUAUGAACUAUUUUAUUUUCAGUCUAGCCAGAUAUGAUCUUUCUUGUUUUAAUGGUCAUAAAAGAAUCCUAUAUUAGUUUUUUUUUAUCUGCUCAGACUCUAAAUUUACUGUGCUAACCUAAGCAAAAUAAAAGUGGGCUCUCCAUUUGUGCCUGGAACCUUUACGUUACUAAGUGCAAGACCCGUCAGCAUUAUUUUGGUGUAUAUCACUUCUCCUGUGGGAAUGGUGAAAUGAGGCGACAAACUGAGAAAAGAAUCCCCUAGAGGGAACUUUCCAAACUCUUUGUAAAGUUCCACAUUAAGCUAAGAUUAAACCUGUCUUCAGUCUGGUGUGUCGCAACAAAGUAUUGGCUAGCAUAUCAAGAUACACAAGUAAAACAAAAGGGGUGAACAAAAAUCUUGUCCACAUUCAAAAUAUAUUUCUCCCUCACACACACACUUUAUCUUGAAAGGGGAUCAACCUCCAAAAGUGUAUUAGCUGUGAUAGUAGUUUUGGUUGUGAAUUGUCCUCAUGCUGAACUUAAUUUUUGCUCCUUAGAAGGAGGCAUUAAAAACCCAGAAGCUUUCAACAGUUUUAGAAGUCAUAUUGGAUUGCUUUCAAGGAUUUAAUGGUUUUAGAUUGAUUGAAUAAAUUCUCUUUCAUUGCUUCCAUUAUGUUUAGUGAUUACUUUUAAUCAAUUUUCAAAUUGUUGAAAUUAAAUUUUUUCUAUGAUUGAACAUAAAAACAUGGGCAGGGAGGUGUGGAUGUAAGCAAUAUUAUGCUACCAUUCCUUUUAGUUUGUCAGAUUGUGUUUCAUCAAUUUCAGCCAUGCCAUGGUUUAAGUCAAUUGAAUUAGUUUGAUUUCUAUUAUGCUAUGGAGAAUUGUAAACUGUCAAGAUCAACACUAUUGUUUUAACUAUGGUCUUACUGAAUCAGUGAUGUUGACUUGUGGUGGUCAUUGGGUUGUGAAACUCUCCACUCCUUGUCAGAAGCCUUGCAUACAAAUACAGAGUCUUCUUUCUUUCUCUAGUCUAAUUUGGUUUCUCUGGGUAAUUCUUUCAGUAAGUUCUGUUAGCUAUUUGAUAGAUAAUCUUGGCCAACUGUGUCCAAACCUUCCCAGCAUGCAUUAGCUUGCUAGCUGUGUUCUUAAUCUGGUACUAUACAUCACUAAGUAUUUGUAUCCUUUACAGUCAAGGUCUUUUCAUCAUUUUGCUGAAUAAGAUUUAGUUUGACUGGGAAACUAGUGUAAAAUUAUUUUUUUAAGCAAAGCAAGGAUCCUUAAUUAGGGCCAGUUGAAACAGUUUUAUAAUUCCCCGGUAAAUUUAUUCUGUUUUAGAUAUUAAAGCUAAACAGUGUAAAUGUCCUUUUUUUAAAAUCUUUAUUGUUGAUAAUGAUAUAUUUGAUGUGUUUUGAAUACAAUAAAUUGUAUCUUUUUCAAAA